Anneissia japonica is the source of this 2810-nucleotide messenger RNA. RefSeq names its product N-acylglucosamine 2-epimerase-like. Gene Ontology annotation, molecular function: N-acylglucosamine 2-epimerase activity. The coding region runs from base 162 to 1373 and encodes 403 amino acids. Gene Ontology annotation, biological process: carbohydrate metabolic process; N-acetylglucosamine metabolic process; N-acetylmannosamine metabolic process. The transcript is spliced from 9 exons. Lineage: Eukaryota; Metazoa; Echinodermata; Crinoidea; Comatulida; Comatulidae. The record is from RefSeq and is a predicted model, not a curated record.
GUGUGUUGUUGUUGUCGUGUCACAUUUCUGUGGUGAUUUAUGGUAAAUUAGGGAAAAUCUGUAGAAAAUAAACUUUAAACGUGUGGUGCGUAAGGAUUUUUUCUGGAUACAUGGUCUAGUCUAGUGGGGCUUUAUAAAGAGCUGGUCAUCACAAAGGAGAAAUGGGUUCACAAUCAAGACUUCAAGAAUUUCUUUCCAAGGUGGAGGUUGAAUUGGACAAUGCAGUUGACUUCUGGCUCAAGUAUUCACAUGAUGAUGAAAAUGGUGUUAUCUGUUUCAGUGGAUUUUUCACCUGUCUAGGUAAAGAUGGACAGGUGUAUGAUGAGACCAAAUACUGCUGGCUUCAAGGCCGACAGGUGUGGAUGUACUGCAAACUCUACAACACAGUACCAAAAUAUCACACAGACCAGGUGUUAAAGGCUGCUAUUAAGGGUGGAGAAUUCUUGAUGAAACAUGUCAAAGAUCAGAACAGUGCAAAAUGUUUCUUCUCAGUUACUAAGGAUGGUCAGCCUAUAAAAGUUCAGAGAACAAUUUUCUCAGAGUGUUUCUAUUUACUUGCCAUGUCCGAGCUAGGGAGGGCUACUAAAGAACAAAAGUAUAAAGGUGAAGCAGUAAAAAUGCUAGACAAGGUGGAAUACUGGGCAAGAGUGGACAAUUCUGAGCUAGGCCGACCGGAACUGUCAGGAUCUCCGCCAACAAAUGCCUUAGCCAUUGCUAUGAUAUUCUUCAACUUAGUCGACGAGGUCUGCUGGGAUGAUGUUGAACUUCAGAAAAAAUACUCAUCUUUGUUAGAAUGGAGUGUUGAACAAACUUUACAACACUUACAAAGAGAGGGCAGUGUAGUAUUAGAGUUUGUUGGAACUGACGGAAAAGAAUUGCGUGGAUCACAGGGAAGAUUAAUUAAUCCAGGUCAUGCAAUAGAGACAGGUUGGUUCCUUCUACAACAUGCAGUCAAGACUCAGAAUGAAAAGCUAAAAGAAACUGCCAUUCGUGAUUUCAUCCUCAAACCAUUCAACCAUGGCUGGGAUGAUAAGUACGGUGGAAUAUUCUGCUUCCUGGAUGCCAAUGGCUUGUCUCCGACGCAGCUCGAGUGGAAUAUGAAACUGUGGUGGCCGCACAAUGAAGCUCUGAUUGCGUUUCUGAUGGCGUUUAAAGAAACGAGAGAUGCUCAAUAUCUCAGUGCAUUUGAGAAGGUUUUUGACUAUUCAAUGGAACAUUUUACUGAUGGUUCUAAUGGUGAAUGGUUUGGGUACUUAGAUAGAGAAGGACAUACAUCCAUGGACUUUAAAGGUGGACCAUUUAAAGGAUGUUUCCAUGUACCACGUUGUCUAAUGAUGUGUGCAGAAAUGCUUAAAGAGCUUAUAUCAGAAUGAAAAAAAAAUGUUUUCAAUUGGGUUAUAUAAUUUUUUUAAAUUAAUUUUUUAUAACAUUAAAUAUAAAUUUGUAGAAGGAAAACUAUAGUUGAUGCAAGAGGUUUUGAGCAAUUAAACUAUUAUAUGGCCAGUAAAACUGUUGUUUAAGCAAAGUAAAAAUUUGAAAGUAGGGUUGGUUGGUUGACCUAGGCCUAAUACUCGAAGUGAUGUCUAAACAUCACAGAUAGCUACGCAUUUUGGCUGAUAAAAUUGUAACCACCAAUUGCAGAUUUCCAGCCGGCCCGGACCCCCCUAAAUAAAAAAAGUGGAGAGAAAAAGAAAUUUAUAUUCAAAUUAAAAUCCGACAGUGCCAUUUCCGCACAUGUAGAGGUGCCAUAAUCAUGAAUUUUUUUUGAAAUCCCUCCCUGGACCCCCUCUAUACUCAAUUUCUGGAUCUCCCACUAACCACUAUUAAGAUUUACACUGCCUUCUUGUGGAGCGUUAGCAACAGUAUCUAAUGUAUGGGGGCUUAAAGUACUGGUCCAAGAUUAACCUCUCUAUACAUAAUAUUUUGGGAUUCCUCAUUUGGGGCCCCCCCCCCUAAUCCACCCCUGCAGGGACACCACAAACAGCAGCAGGGGUGGUGUCUACAUUUUACCCACUGGUGAUCCAUCAUUCCACACCACCUCAACACAAUCAUGUUUCAUUUUCCUCCCGACAGAUUCUACCGUCCCUCCCCGACAUCUGGGCUGGGCCCAGUCAACCCACCAGCUGGUACCAUCCCUGAGCAGCAGCAUUGUCAUCAGGGGUGGCGCAAAUCUAAUUAAAUUUGAUAAGGACUAUAAACCAGUGUACGUAAAAAAUAAAGAGAGAUUUUUAUGGUGGAAAAUACAAAGGUUUGAAAGACCACAUCAUUUGAGAAGAGCAGAGGGGUUGCCCAGUGUUCUUUUUUCUCUGUAGCCCUUGUGAAUGAGAUGUUGUUGGAUACGGGUAGCAGCAUGACAGGAUGGGACCCUUUGAGAAGUAGAAAGUUUUAGAAAUAAGUUCAAAGGUAGUAAAUUAAUACUGUACUUAAAAUAUUUAACAUGCAGUACUACAGCUAAACACAAAACUAGUUGGAGCUCCAUGUAACUGUUUUCAUGAAUGUACCAAACAUUGUUCAAUGCAAAAUAUAACACUCUCAUUUUAUGAUUUUAUAUACAUAAAUACAGUAUGCUCUGUGCACUACUAGUUUAUUUUAUCUUCCAAAUAUGAUAUAAACUAAAUUUUACAAUGCAAUCUUAAGCAUAAGACUUUUCUUUGGGGUACUUGCUGGAAAUAAACUAUUUUCAAUGUUAUUUAUUAUAUUUUAAAAAAUUGGACAAACAUGGUAUUUAUGGUAAAAACUUCUGAAGGGUACUUUUUUAUUAUAUCUAUAUUUUAAGUCUUGUGUAACAAAUAAAUUAUCAAACACUGAAA